Messenger RNA from Brassica napus (rape), 739 nucleotides. RefSeq names its product protein DETOXIFICATION 28-like. The transcript is spliced from 5 exons. The coding region runs from base 44 to 631 and encodes 195 amino acids. Gene Ontology annotation, molecular function: xenobiotic transmembrane transporter activity; antiporter activity. Gene Ontology annotation, cellular component: membrane. NCBI's taxonomy places the organism in Eukaryota, Viridiplantae, Streptophyta, Magnoliopsida, Brassicales, Brassicaceae. Gene Ontology annotation, biological process: transmembrane transport. The record is from RefSeq and is a predicted model, not a curated record.
UUUGAAGACUGGUAUAUAUUAUAUGUGAAUUUCUGAUCAAGUUAUGAUAACUUCAAUUUUCAUCGGCAGCAUGUCAAUAAAUGGUUUGGAGAUGAUGAUACCACUUGCUUUCUUUGCCGGGACCGGCGUGAGAGUGGCGAAUGAGUUAGGAGCAGGCAAUGGAAGAGGAGCAAGAUUUGCAAUGAUCAUAUCAGUGACAGAGUCGUUAAUCAUCGGAAUAGUAUUUUCGAUGCUUGUAGUAUUUCUUCAUGAUCAAAUCGGCUGGAUCUUCUCUUCAAGUGACACUAUCAUAAAAGCAGUUAAUGACCUUUCUAUUCUUCUAGCCUUUACUAUUCUUCUCAACAGUAUCCAACCGGUUCUUUCUGGUGUUGCUGUUGGUUCGGGUUGGCAAUCAUUCGUGGCAUAUAUAAAUUUGGGAUGCUAUUAUUUCAUCGGACUUCCACUUGGAUUUGUCAUGGGCUGGAUUUUCAAGUAUGGUGUCAAGGGCAUUUGGGCUGGUAUGAUAUUCGGAGGAACCGGGAUUCAAACACUGAGACUGAUUUUUAUUGUUAUGAGAUGUGACUGGGAAAAAGAGGCACAAAAAGCAAGUGUGCACGUUAAGAAAUGGUCUGUCUCAAACUCAAGAAACUGAAGAUUGUAUCAGAUAUAUAUAAAUUACACAAGUGCACAUUCCAAAUAUUUAGAUCAUGUCGAUCGUGUGAAACAUAUUAUCAUAUAUAUAUAUAUUUUUUUGAACAUC